Molecule: messenger RNA, 1337 nt
Organism: Glycine soja
Lineage: Eukaryota; Viridiplantae; Streptophyta; Magnoliopsida; Fabales; Fabaceae
Product: probable E3 ubiquitin-protein ligase RHB1A
Exons: 5
Coding region: 300-854 (184 amino acids)
Molecular function (GO): ubiquitin-protein transferase activity
Source: RefSeq, a predicted model, not a curated record
UAGUCUCGUACGAAAAUACCAUUGUACUGUGUUAUGUCGACGAGAAUACAACAGACAAAAAAUAUUCAAAGAUAGAGAGAACCAUAACCAAAGCCAUAGCAUGAGCCACCUUCCUGAAACCCAAUUCCUUAACAGUUUCUCACCCUUCUCUUCUCUUCUCUUCAUCUACUCUUUUCAAAAAGCAGAAUAGAUGCAUGAAGUCUGGUGACCUCUGAUCUGAUUCCCUCUUGAUGUCAAACAACAGAAGAGAACGAAACUAUCAAUUAUUUAUUUCAUUAAGUAAAAAGAAUUAGUGGAAAAUGGGAGGUUGCUGUUGUUCUGCCAGAAAACCUCAUCUGCAAGGGGCACCAGUAUAUUACUAUUGCCCACCAACUUUUGAAGAGCGUGAGUCUUUAACAUCUAAUAAUGGCACGAAUGCUUCAGUCAAUGCUGGAUUUCUCAUUGGUUUGAACCUGGAAGCAUCCAUGCCUGAUACUUUCCAGUCCCCUCCCGUGCCUCUACCUUAUGAUAUGGUCUUGGGAGGUUCUGCAUCAACAUAUUCUGAAUCUGGCAGAGAAACAGUUAGUAGUUUUGAAACUUUAAUUACACGUGAAGAUGUUGAAGAAUCAGAUUGUAAAGCUCAAGCCAAUUCUGCUCUUACAUCGCCAAGGAAGGCACAACUACCAAAAUCAAAUGUAACUCAAGUAUUAGUGACAGAAGAAGAGGAUGUCUGUCCAAUUUGUCUUGAAGAAUAUGAUGUUGAAAAUCCUAGUAAUUUGACAAAAUGUGAACACCAUUUUCACUUAUCAUGCAUUCUUGAGUGGAUGGAACGAAGUGACUCCUGUCCUAUUUGUGAUCAGGAGAUGAUAUUUUGACCAGACAAUGAAUUAGUUUGAUUGUUCAAUCAAAGCUUGUUAAAUGAAUGGAAGAUAGAUGAAGAUCAUUGUAUGAUAACUGGUUAGAUGAUGGCAACUACAGAUUCAUUUUCGAUUGGUGGUGCAUUGACAAAGUCAUCAUUUUAGUAGGCCCAGCCUUUGGUCACGAGGUUUUGACGGAAUGCCAUACCAUAUGAUAUAGCAUAUCUCUUCAAAUGCAAUUCCUUUGGUCAGAAUUUGCCCGUUAUUAUUAGUGUGAAAAAAUGCGGCAACUCUGUAGAUGCCAACAUUUAUUUUCACAGAUGCUUUUCUAUUUAUUUACUGCUCUCCAUUCUCUUUUGUAAAAAAAUUCUCAAUAUUUAUUUGUCAUGCCUGAUUUACAUUUUCAUUGUAUAUAUAUACACUAGUGGAUUCUUGGGGUUCAGUGUUUUUGCAAUAAGUACUUAAUUAUCAAGUAUACAAUAAGACCCUUUUCCUAUUAAA